This is a messenger RNA of Carassius carassius (crucian carp), 1529 nucleotides long. RefSeq names its product serine/threonine kinase 17a like (gene stk17al). The coding region runs from base 167 to 1246 and encodes 359 amino acids. Gene Ontology annotation, molecular function: protein serine/threonine kinase activity; ATP binding. Lineage: Eukaryota; Metazoa; Chordata; Actinopteri; Cypriniformes; Cyprinidae. The transcript is spliced from 8 exons. Gene Ontology annotation, biological process: positive regulation of apoptotic process; protein phosphorylation; intracellular signal transduction. The record is from RefSeq and is a predicted model, not a curated record. Gene Ontology annotation, cellular component: nucleus.
GGGCGGGGUUUGUAAUAAACCUUGUGCUUGGGAAUGUUUGUCCGCAUUCUCAAACUGAGUUUACGCUGCUUGGACGUGAGCAUAUCGGUGAUCAGUCGCGGUCCUCAGCAAGUUCUUGCUCCGGAGAACGCCAGGCAUUAUCCUGCAGCAGGACUGUAACGACACAAUGAUGAACAGGAACGGAAUGGUCACAAAGAUUCGCACGCGCAUAAGGACCGACCCCUUCAAGAACAGCUAUGACCUGGUCGGCAAAGAGCUUGGCAGGGGCAAGUUUGCAGUAGUGAAGAAGUGUGUGGAGAAGACUACUGGCAAGGAGCAUGCUGCGAAGUUCCUGCGGAAAAGGCGGAAGGGUCAGGACUGCCGCAGCGACAUUCUGAACGAGAUCGCGGUGCUGGAGUCAGCUGAGGCGAAUCCCUAUGUGGUGGCGCUGCACGAGGUCUACGAGACCACCUCAGAGAUCAUCCUCGUAUUAGAGUGUGCUGCCGGGGGUGAAAUUUUUAACCAGUGUGUUGCCGAUAAUGACGAGGCCUUCACAGAGAAAGACGUCAUUCGAUUGGCCAGGCAGAUUCUGAUGGGCGUGACCUGUCUCCAUCAAAACAACGUAGUUCAUUUGGACCUUAAGCCUCAGAACAUCCUGUUGACGAGUGCUCAGCCGCUGGGUGACAUCCGUAUCGUCGACUUUGGCUUGUCUCGGCGGGUGGACAAUGUGUCAGAGGUACGGGAGAUCCUGGGCACUCCCGAGUAUGUGGCUCCUGAGGUCCUGGACUAUGAGCCCAUCAGCACAGCUACUGACAUGUGGAGCAUUGGGGUACUGAUUUACGUGAUGCUCACAGGCGAGUCGCCUUUUCUGGGAGAAGAAAAGCAGGAGACCUUUCUGAAUGUGUCCCAGGUCAAUGUUGACUACUCUCAGGACGUCUUUCAGGGCAUCUCUGACCUCGCUGUGGAUUUCAUCCAGUCACUGCUCAUCAAAAACCCUAGAAAACGAGCAACAGUGGAGCAGUGUUUAAAUCAUCCCUGGUUAAGGCUCGACUCUCUUCACCACGCUGUGGAAGCUCCUCUAGAUGAGCAAGAAAACAGCCAAUCAGAAUCCGAGCCUGAAAGUCCCGUCCCUUCCCCAGAACUUGUCGUCCUCCCUUUAUAUCCCACCUGCCCAGGCCAGGGGGAGCUGAAGACAGGACGGGACACUUUCAGUUUCACAGAACCGUUCCCACCUCGUCCCGAAAUACAACAAGAGCUCAUGUGUUGAGGCAACAGACUUUAUUGCCCAAACCGAGGGCCUCUGUGUUAAAGACCGAAAGACUCAACCUGUCAGACUCUUGUGGCAUAGUUUGGACUGGACAGCGGCGGUCUACUCGGGUGUUUGCAGCACCGUUUGUUUGUGCGUGUGUUGUCUUGUGUGGGAUACAGAGCCGUCCGGGGCUGUGAAUGCGAGUUGACCUCUCUUCUGACCACAGAGGUGUGCGUGCGUGUCUACAACGGAUCUGAAUGAGAUUUUUAAGCCCCUUAAUAAAGCAUUCUUAAGCUCUUGG